AAUUUGUAACUAUAAUCAAUGAUGAUCAACAUCAUUUAGUUGAUGUAUAAAUAAUUAUCCCAACUGACUUAAUGUAAAAGAUCAGUGGGGCCAUUAGCUUAACAUAGAGGAUAGGAGAGCCAGGGGAAAAUUCUAAUUCGUAAACAAAAUCACUUACAAUGGAAACAUUUACUUAACAGUUGUCUGAACUAAGAACCGAGAUCAAGUGAUUAAGGACCAUCAGAGCAAACACUGGUGUCCCUCUGCAUUCUUUGAGCCAAUCUUGUGCUCUCAAGUUACCUAUCUGGUCUAUAAGGUAAGAAUGCCAUGACAUUACACUGAAUAAUAUAUUGGAGUUUAACUUAUUCAAGAAAAGUGUGGUAACAAUUUGCACACACAAAAUCUUAGUAAAUUUAAGUAAGCAUAUUUUAAACAAUGUAUGCAAAUUUAACUAGCAACUUACUUGAUUUAUAAGUACAUUUUACUCAAGUUUUAGUUAAAUUAACUACAUAAACAUAAACUUUAAGAAAUACACAUCAUCUAAACAUUAUUAUUAUUAUUGCUUGAUGGUCACGAACACUUUUAAUAGUUCUAACCACAAGUAGAACACCAAUGAAUAAAUGCAGCCACAUCAACCUUUAUAAAGACUAAACUGGCAAAACCUCAGAUGAUUAAUGAAGUAAGUUGUGUGUAUGCGCACACCAUAUGCCUGACUGAGAAACACAAAGAGGGUAAACCAAGAAAACUUUAUGUUUUAUAAUACAAUAGACUUUGGCAUUAAAGCUGUCACAAAACAAGAAAACAACCCAUGUUCAAAAUUAAGUUCUGUGAACACAUGUAAAUCCAGCUGAAAAACCAUAAACCAACAAGUAAACGUUGUUAUUUUUUUUUCUAGUUUUGUGAGCACUUGCCAAAUAGUAGUACCCAGUAAAAUAAGUAAAAUUAAAAAACAAAAACAAAAAACAUACACGUUGGGUUUUUAGCUUAGUAUUCAAAAGAAUUUUCAGAACUUAAAGCAUUUAAGUAAUUCUAAAUUUACAAUUUUUUGUAAAAAUCAUAGGUUUGUUCUUGAAAUAUUUACUGAAUCACUGAAUCAUUUAUUUUUUCAGUGUACGCAUUGUGCUAUACACUAAUAUAAUAAAAUGUAUUAGGAAGUUCUUUUUUUUUCUUUUUUGAAUAGAAAGUCAAGAACACAUGCAUAUUGUGCACAAAUGUGUUUGUCUACUCUGUUUUCCUUUCCCCUUAAAAGUGAUACUGUACGUGAGCAAAAAAAGAAAAGAAAAAAAAAAGAACAAAAGCAGUUGCAAACUGUUGCAAAAAUUGCCAUAAAAACGGGCAUAUACAUAGAAAAUAUUCUAUGGGAGAUAAUUUACUGUUACCAAAAGUGAUGUGAUUAACUUGUACACAAUAUUUCGACUAUGUACAAUAAUUUCUGUAGAAUUAACUGAAGCAUUUUUCUUAAUUUCUUAAAUUUGUAUUUCUUAAUUUCUUUCAUUUGUUCUACCAGCUAACUGCCGAACACAAGACAUUCAAUCAUUAAUAAUGACAAUGCAAGCAGAACAGAAAAGCCUCUUUUUUGUCACCUGGAACACAAACGGUAUUAGAGAUACCAGGAUGUUACCACAAAAGUUCUCAAACAUUUUUAAGAGCCUUAGUGACCUUCAGGCUGAUAUUGUCUUUAUACAAGAGACACAUGUUGGGACAGACUGUUACAACAUCUUAGAAGAUGUUCCAGGCUGGAAAGUCUUCUUCACUGUACACAACUCUCGCAGUAAAGGAGUCGCAAUACUGAUAAGAGACAAAGUACCAUUUGAGUACAUAUGCCAUGAUGAGGACUACAGUGGUGGCUACAUUGUGCUCUUCUGUCAUCUGUAUGGUGAACUGUACACUCUUGUUAACAUGUACAAUCAUAAGGCAGACAGAGAUAUCUUAAAUAGUUUAAAAGACUAUUUGAUGGAAACAGCUGAGGGUGUGCUAGUGGUUGGAGGUGAUUUCAACACAGUUUUGCAUCCUAGCUUUGAUCGGAGAUCUUUAAGUUCUCAUGCAAGACAUUCACCAUUCAGAGCUUUUUUAGAAGAUUUUACUGUUUCUCUCAAUCUCAGAGACACCUGGUCAUACAAACACUCUACUGAUGAGGUCAUUACACGGCGUCAGAAAGAACAGACAGCGUCCAGAAUAGACAUGUUUUUCCUGCCAGAGCACAAAUUGGGACUUGUGUGUAAUAUUGAUGUAGCUGAAGCACAGGGUGUUUCUGAUCAUUAUCCUCUUGUACUAGAACUCACAGUUCAGCACAGAACUGAAACAAUCCUCCCAAAUGUUGCCUUACGGCUGCCGAAGCCUUUUAAAUACACACCUGAUAGAACACCAGGGAAGAUUAGUGGGGCAGAAAUACUGAGUACCAUUAAAUCUUUGACUGACUUAGAAGAGCACUCACUUGAUAUGGAGCAUGUGAAGUCAUAUAAAGAGCAACGCUGUCAACUGACUGAGACCUUAAAAUACAAAUACAAUUCAAUGAUAGAGAAUAAAGAGGUAGGAGAGAGAAACACCUUUGAGCAUUUGAUAUUCUCUCAAAUUUUGGCAAAGCGUCUCAAUGCAUCCAUUUCACCUUCUUUCAAGGGAAAGAUAGUGACAAAUCUUGAUACAUUUUCCACUGUGAAAUUUGAGACAGGCCCACAGACAAUCAAGUGGUCUUUCCUUGAAAGAAAACUUAAGAAGCUACAAACUAGGGUGAAGAAGCCACAACCUAGGGUGAAGAAAACAAAAAGGAGGCCUUCUGCCCCCCCACCAGAGUUCAGCAUUCUGGAACGUUUUCUGGAUUGCCUUCUUCCUAAAGACCAAAUCUCUUCUGAACUCAGACUUUUGGAGCCUGGGUGUCCACUCACAAAUGCUAUCUUCAAUCUGGCUCUGAAUGAACUAGAAGCCAUAGUUGUACGUAAUUUAUGUAAGGGAACUGUUUGCUAUCAAAGACAGGUUCUGCGUGUACAUACACCACCAAUCACAUCUGAUUUUGUGGAUAUUUUCAUAAACAAUUUCAAGGAGCAGUCAGGACUUAAAAUACGUAUCUUACAACAUCCAGACUAA
Messenger RNA from Ictalurus punctatus (channel catfish), 3060 nucleotides. RefSeq lists its product as uncharacterized. The transcript is spliced from 2 exons. Gene Ontology annotation, biological process: base-excision repair. The record is from RefSeq and is a predicted model, not a curated record. Bases 1522 to 3060 code for a protein of 512 amino acids. Gene Ontology annotation, molecular function: phosphoric diester hydrolase activity; DNA-(apurinic or apyrimidinic site) endonuclease activity; double-stranded DNA 3'-5' DNA exonuclease activity. Gene Ontology annotation, cellular component: nucleus. Lineage: Eukaryota; Metazoa; Chordata; Actinopteri; Siluriformes; Ictaluridae.